Molecule: messenger RNA, 4135 nt
Organism: Nannospalax galili (Upper Galilee mountains blind mole rat)
Lineage: Eukaryota; Metazoa; Chordata; Mammalia; Rodentia; Spalacidae
Gene: Pygb
Product: glycogen phosphorylase B
Exons: 20
Coding region: 78-2609 (843 amino acids)
Biological process (GO): glycogen catabolic process
Cellular component (GO): cytoplasm
Molecular function (GO): pyridoxal phosphate binding; glycogen phosphorylase activity
Source: RefSeq, a predicted model, not a curated record
GCAGCGGUCCCGAGCGCCAGAGACGCUGCAGCAUCCUUGGUGGUAGGUUCUCAUCAUCUUCUCCCUGGGCAGGCGCUAUGGCGAAGCCGCUCACGGACAGCGAGAGGCGGAAACAGAUAAGUGUGCGCGGCCUCGCGGGGCUAGGCGACGUGGCCGAGGUGCGGAAGAGCUUCAACCGGCACCUGCACUUCACGCUGGUCAAGGACCGCAACGUGGCCACGCCCCGCGACUACUUCUUUGCCCUGGCGCACACGGUGCGAGACCACCUCGUGGGCCGUUGGAUCCGCACGCAGCAGCACUACUACGAGCGCGACCCCAAGCGUAUUUAUUACCUUUCCUUGGAAUUCUACAUGGGCCGCACACUGCAGAACACCAUGGUGAACCUGGGCCUUCAGACAGCCUGUGAUGAAGCUAUUUAUCAGUUGGGGUUAGACUUGGAAGAACUAGAGGAAAUAGAAGAGGAUGCUGGCCUUGGGAAUGGUGGCCUGGGGCGACUGGCAGCCUGCUUUCUUGAUUCAAUGGCCACCCUGGGCCUGGCUGCAUAUGGCUAUGGAAUCCGCUAUGAAUUUGGGAUUUUCAAUCAGAAGAUUGUCAAUGGUUGGCAGGUUGAAGAGGCUGAUGACUGGUUGCGCUAUGGCAACCCAUGGGAGAAAGCACGACCCGAGUACAUGCUGCCUGUGCACUUCUAUGGGAGAGUGGAACACACCCCUAAUGGUGUCCUGUGGCUGGACACACAGGUGGUGCUGGCCAUGCCCUACGACACCCCAGUGCCCGGCUAUAAGAACAACACCGUCAACACCAUGAGGCUGUGGUCUGCCAAGGCACCCAAUGACUUCAAGCUGAAGGAUUUCAACGUGGGGGAUUACAUCGAAGCUGUCCUGGACAGGAACUUGGCUGAAAACAUCUCCAGGGUGCUGUAUCCCAAUGACAACUUCUUCGAGGGGAAGGAGCUGCGGCUGAAGCAGGAGUACUUUGUAGUGGCUGCCACCCUCCAGGACAUCAUUCGCCGCUUCAAGUCCUCCAAGUUUGGCUGCCGGGACCCAGUGAGAACCUGUUUCGAGACGUUCCCAGACAAGGUGGCCAUCCAGCUGAAUGACACUCAUCCAGCACUAUCCAUUCCUGAGCUAAUGCGGAUCCUGGUGGAUGUAGAGAAGGUGGACUGGGACAAGGCCUGGGAGAUCACCAAGAAGACCUGUGCGUACACCAACCAUACCGUGCUGCCUGAGGCCUUGGAGCGCUGGCCAGUGUCCAUGUUUGAGAAGCUAUUGCCACGUCACUUGGAUAUCAUCUAUGCCAUCAACCAGAGGCACCUGGAUCACGUGGCUGCUCUGUUUCCUGGGGAUGUGGACCGCUUGAGGAGGAUGUCUGUGAUCGAGGAAGGGGACUGCAAGAGAAUCAACAUGGCACACCUGUGUGUGAUUGGGUCCCAUGCUGUGAAUGGUGUAGCAAGGAUCCACUCAGACAUUGUGAAGCAGUCUGUCUUUAAGGAUUUUUAUGAACUGGAGCCAGAGAAGUUCCAGAAUAAGACAAAUGGCAUCACACCCCGGCGGUGGCUAUUGCUGUGCAACCCAGGGCUGGCGGACAUCAUUGUGGAGAGAAUUGGGGAAAGUUUCCUAACUGACCUGAGCCAACUGAAGAAGCUGCUGCCACUGGUUGAUGAUGAGGCCUUCAUCAGGGAUGUAGCCAAGGUCAAGCAGGAAAACAAGCUGAAGUUCUCUGCCCUGCUGGAGAAGGAAUACAAGGUGAAGAUCAACCCUGCGUCCAUGUUUGACGUGCAUGUGAAGAGGAUCCAUGAGUACAAGCGGCAGCUGCUCAACUGCCUUCAUAUUAUCACCCUGUACAACCGAAUAAAGAAGGAUCCGGCCAAGACCUUUGUGCCCAGGACUGUUAUGAUUGGGGGCAAGGCAGCUCCUGGUUACCACAUGGCCAAGAUGAUCAUCAAGCUGGUCACAUCCAUCGGAGAUGUUGUUAAUCAUGAUCCAGUUGUGGGUGACAGACUCAAAGUGGUCUUCCUGGAGAACUACCGCGUAUCCUUAGCUGAAAAAGUGAUCCCAGCUGCUGACCUGUCACAGCAGAUCUCCACUGCGGGCACUGAAGCCUCAGGCACUGGCAACAUGAAGUUCAUGCUCAAUGGGGCACUCACCAUCGGCACCAUGGAUGGCGCCAAUGUGGAGAUGGCGGAGGAAGCGGGGGUGGAGAACCUCUUCAUCUUCGGCAUGCGAGUGGAGGACGUUGAGGCUCUAGACCAGAAAGGGUACAAUGCCAGAGAGUUCUACGAGCGUAUGCCUGAGCUGAAGCAGGCUAUGGACCAGAUCAACAGUGGCUUCUUUUCUCCCAAAGACCCAGACUGCUUCAAGGAUGUGGUUAAUAUGCUGAUGUACCAUGACAGGUUCAAGGUAUUUGCAGACUAUGAAGCCUACAUGCAGUGCCAGGCCCAGGUAGACCAGCUGUAUCGGAACCCCAAGGAGUGGACCAAGAAGGUGAUUCGGAACAUUGCUGGCUCUGGCAAGUUCUCCAGUGACCGGACCAUCACUGAGUAUGCACGAGACAUCUGGGGUGUGGAGCCCUCUGACCUGCAGAUUCCACCCCCCAACAUCCCCAGAGACUAGUUGCCCUAUAUAGUGAGGCCAGUGGCUUGUUGGCUGACUCUGUGCCCAUGCUAGUCUUUUUUUUUUUUCUUUUUUUAAAAAAAAUUUUUUUUUGGCCUUUUUGAGACAGGGUCUCCUUGUAGCCACAAGUUGUGGCCUGUAACCCACUAUGGAACCAGGGCUAGCCUUGAUUUCACAGAGAUCUGCCCACCUCUGCCUCCCAAGUGGAGGGAUUAAAGGCAUGUGCCACCAUGGCUGCUGGUCCAUGCUUUUGUCAGUGCUGUGCUUCCAAGAGGGGCAUUGGGAAUGGAUCUAGACAAGGAAGCAGCUUAGGAGUGUGUGACAUCCUGAUUUCUUGAAAAAGAAGGCAGAGUUCAUAGACGGUCAUCACCAGUCACAGCUUCAGCCUACCAGUCCCACAGAGGUGGGGAGGGGUGGAGCUGGGCCUCCAAAACAAUGCACAAGUCUGUGAGCUUAAUCUAGUUUCGAGCCUUUAGAUUUGAGGUCUUAGUAGGGAUCUGUGGUGAAGCCCAGGUUCCUAUAUGUUUCACUAGCACCUGGGUCACCAUAUGUAGAGCAAGGCCAAGCCCAGUGUGGCCUCCUUGGUCCUGCUCAGAAGAAUCAGGCUUUUUCCUCAGAGCUCUCUAUCCUGGGCUCUGUACUAGCUGUAUGGGUCAAGAACCAGAUAGGCCUUGCCUAUGUAGCCAUCCCAGGAGCCAUGUGGGUGUUGGGACCCAGGACCACUAGGGAGGAGCAUUGGAGAGGGACUUGUGCACAAAAUCUAAGACUUCAGUUAAGGACAAGGUUAUUUGAUAGAGGGUUAGCUUAGUUUUGCUUUUUCAGAAGGGAAAAUAACUUCAUGAGGAAUUGGAAACUAGCUUAAGCCUUUUUUAGCAAGCAAACAAUGUUCUAGGUCAGUUUGUACCUACAGUCAGCUAUGCUAGGGAUGUAUCUGCCUGGCUGGAGGUGAGUCAGCCACUGUCCUGCACUGGGGCCUUAGGCAGUGGAUCUGAGCCCUCCUAACACUUCUGUCCAUGUCCUCUACACAAAGCCAGGCACCAUUCUGCCUCUUUCCACCAGUCUGAUCCGGAAAAAGGGCCCCUGGGCCAGAGGAGUCCAGUUUCCACUUUGCUGUAGCAGCCUGAUGAGGAAGAGGGUGAGCCCCCAGCCCCUCAGUGUGCCUCCCUGAGGCUGAGACUUCAUGGCAGAACCUACUUAAGUGCUGCCCAAAGGAGAGUGUGGUGUCAAAGAAACUGCGUUCCAGAGGUUUCUACUGUCUUGCAUUACUGUACCUGGGUAGGAGGGAGGGGAUGGGAGCUCCCUCUUUCUGCAGUGUCUACCAGGGAUCUGCUUUCAGUACUCCAUUCACCAGAGCCACUGUGGUAGUUUGUGGGGUGGGCAGGCUGUAGGGUUCGCCAUCUGCUGCCGUGUGGUCCUGUGCAUGAAGCUGCAGUCCCUGAAGCUGUAAUAUGUGACCACUGCCAUACCACUUGCUGUUACUGCCUGUGUGAGAAGCUGAUUAAACUUCUAUACCCAUGGUUGGCCAA